UAUUCAGGCAUUUAGUUAAGACAGCAUGAUGCGAACAGCUAUAUUUCUGUUGGUGGUGCUUUUCACUGUUCAGCUUGUUUAUGUGAAUGCAACGUGGACACAUUUCUGGACAAGACGUCGAACCAGCUGGCAAUGGAAUCAAAUACCUGCUCAAUUAGAACAGGAUUCAACUGACGCAACGGACGCACCUUUAACAAACGUAUCUGACGCAACAGACGUACCUUUAACGAACGUAACUGAUGCAACAGACGCACCUUUAACGAACGUAACAGGCGCAACGGACGCAUCUUUAACGAACGUAACUUCGACGGUUGCACUUUUAACGAAUGCGACUUCGUCGAGUGCAACGCUUGCUAUUUCUACGAGCCCCACUUUUCCUGAAGGUACUUUAUCAAACGAAACCUUACGCAACGGAUCCUUCAGAAACGAACCCUUUCCUCCAGAGGUCGGAAUAAUGGAAUAAAAUGUUCUUGAUUCAAAUAUACAAUGCACUUCGCACUGAUGAUGCCACGCAAAUAAAAAGGAAACAAAACAA
Messenger RNA from Ciona intestinalis (vase tunicate), 535 nucleotides. RefSeq lists its product as uncharacterized. The record is from RefSeq and is a predicted model, not a curated record. Lineage: Eukaryota; Metazoa; Chordata; Ascidiacea; Phlebobranchia; Cionidae.